AAAAGAGACAAGUGCCAGCGACUGUUCGCUGGUCACUGUUGUCGCGUCUACACCACCGGUGAACGUGGAGGUUUGAGUGUGGCUACGAGAGUGUGAUGAUGCAGUGCGACUCACCGCGAGUCUUGCGAUCGGGCCCGGCCCGGUAGCUCGAGCUCUCUCGCGGGCUUCCAUACACACAACACACCUGUCGAAACGCUCGUGACGCAUGGACGUUAAGAUGUUGAAAUUCAAUCAGCCUCAAUCUCAGAUUCCUCUGUGGCACGAGUAAAAUGUAUAAAUUUUCAGUGGUGAAUUUUAGGUCAAUUCAAUGGACGAUCUCAUCGAAAGAGCAUCGUUAUGAAAUGUGUGGAUGAUUGACAAAAAAAAGUCAAUUAAGACGAUCGAAUCGUCAUGAAUUCUUUGAAGAAUUGGAAGGAAAAUUACGGAAAAAGAUACUGAAUGACGAGAGAAGUUUCUCGUUGUGCGUUCGAAGAAAUAUAUAUUUGUGUGACGAAGCAACUGACUGAGAGUGAAAAAAAUACGUGAACUGAACGACGUAGCAGGUAGCUAUAUAAUGUUUACGUGUACGAGUGUAUACACGUACAAGGAGAUUCGUCACUGAAUCUAUUUGAACAAGAGGUGUCUUCGGUGUGUACAUCGUGCACGAAACAUGGUGGAUUUCGAAUUCGAGGUGCUCGUAUCAAGCUCGCUGACGUUUCCGUUGCGGUUAUCAGGCCUGGGGAACAUGGCACCGCGGUGAAAAUUCGUCCAGUUUGUGAAACUGUAGCCUCAGCCUUUUUCAAUGUUUAUUGAUAAAAGCAGAGUGCGAGGUGGAAAUAAGUGCGCGGAAGAUCGUUCUCUCAGCCGGGCCCAGGGGCGCAUGAAUCGAUAAGCACUUUGCGUGGGGCUGCGAUAAGAAGAAAAAAGGCCAAAUACAAAAUAUACUGAUCGGUGAAAUAUCUCGUUUGACUUCCUGGUUCGAAGACUUGGUGACUAGAAACGCGAGUGUUACGUGCACAAUAUCUGGAUCCAGGAAAUUGCGAAAACUCGGCGGUGCGCUCCACCGAUACCAAUGGAAAAGCAUUUUUAACUGUAACCACAUGUAAAGCACAUACACAAUCGCCAUCGUACGGAUAUCACUGGUCGCGAGGGCACGUGUCAAACGUGCGUGCUGGAGUCACACGACCGUGUCGUUCCAGUGCGUUUCCCCGUGCAUCGCCACUGAGAGUACGAGUUUACGAAACACGUUCUGUCUCGAACGGCUCGAACGUUUGUGCGAAUCUAUAUGUAUACGCUGCUUUUGACGUGACGAUGAAGGAGAAUCCAGAACUGCGUUUCCACCGGUGCUCCUUCGACUCGAAGCACUGGAAUAGUUUUCCAGUCGAUGCAACGGGAUCGCGGGGAUAGAUUAUCAACCGCAUCCGAGACACCUCGGACGUUUCGUAUACACCGCAUCGACUCUUCAUGCCCAUGGAUUCUGUAAUUGAAUCGUAGUGCAGUAAACUUUUCUACUGCGACGCUGUGUGUCCCACAAACACGGAGAAAAAAUCGACAGCAAUUAUUCAGGAGCGGUGACCGUUGCUUCAAUCUUCCUGAUCCCAAUAAACUGCACGAUAAACGGACUUGAAACCAAGCGCGUUGUCACGUGACGACAAUACAACGAUUCCGGGCUAUAAUGAAAGAGGUCAAACAGGCGUGGACUGCACUUCUGUCAUCGAAAAACUUGGUGACGAGCGGUACCUCGGCUCCUGGUGCUAGCGACACUUCCAUUCCCGGUAAUAACAACUCCCGAGCAACCUGGUACGACGCACCGGUCCCAGUUAUAAUUCAUGGUCGAACGUUCGACCAGGAAGGGGGCGACAAUUCGAACGCGAUGUCGAGAACAUCGGAUGAAAGGAGUCCGGGAAAUGGGGGAAAUUCUAUCAAAGGAUACAAAGGCUCGAUGCCGAAACGGAGGUUGAGCAAGGAUUCUGGCAUCGAAACGAUCGCUUCGCUGCGCAGAACCUUCCUCGAUGAAUUCCGCAAGUCCAACGUCGCCGAGGAGCUCGGAAAUGAGGCGAAGGUCGAGGGCCAGAGGGAGAAGGAAUGCGUCUCACGGAAUGGAAGACUUUCGAGGUGCACGCUCGUUGUCAGCGAUCCCAGUGAUGGAACUUUGAACGGGAAUUCAAAUUUUGAAAAUAACCAUUUCACGAAACAGGAUUCGCACGAAGAAGUACUGUAUGAGAAUAACGUGGAGGCAGCGCUCAACAGUUUGAGUAAAAUUUGCACCAAAGAACUGGAUAUCAACGCGGAAUCUUCCACUCUGAGAAAUCCCGUUGAUCUUGAUGACUCGAUCGAAGGCGAGGACGAAAAGCGCUCCGAAGACGAAUCCAAUGGGAGUAUCGCGGGAAGGAGGAGGCGGCGGAAGAGCAGCAGCGGCAGCAGGCGACACAGUUCCAGCGUCGAACUGACGGCAAAGGCAACUGUAAAAACAGACAACGAAGGCGUACCUACGAUCAGCUUCAGUUUCCUACGCAGCGAGGAUAACGCCAAACCGUUCAUUCGCGAUAUUCCGCUCGAGGGCGAGGACGAAGUGGAAAUGAGCCUCGAAGUAUCGGAGCCAUUGGUCAGGCAAGAUUUGUACGAUUUCCCGAAACGCGAAUCGAACAAACGCCCGGCUCAAUGCGACGAGGAGGCUGCUGAGAAUAAGGCGGAAGAGAAAGAACCGACCGCUGAACUGCCGCCGAGGAGACUAGUGAACAUUGGUGAAAAUGGCGUUGCACCGAGAUCGACGGAGAUCGAGCUGUACGAUUUCCCCAAGAACGGCAGACCCAAUUUACCAGCUAAAAGUCCAAAGAUUAGCAAGUCCGAUAUUACGCUGAAACAGCAAACGCCGAUGAAAUCUGUGAGAUCUCGAUGCGCCGAAGACAUUGACAAAUUGGAAGACAGACUUUACGAGUCCCCAAUCGAUGCGAAAGAUCUUUCGUGCUCAGUCUCCAAAAGUAGCGAGAUCAUAAACGCCCCGUUCGAGGAGGAGACCGGAACGAAGAAGCUGAGUACCGAAGAGCUUCACCGUCCGCGGGAUCAGAGGAAAAUAGCUUACAGGUCCUUGAGAGCGGGCAGAAGCGUCGGGAGGAUAGAAAUUUUGGAUACCGAAAGAGCCAAAGAUAUUCAAGCUUAUUAUUCGGAUCCGGAGUGCCAGGAAAGCUCAGGGGCUAUUGACGAGUUGGAUAACGUCGAAGGACUGAAAAAUCGAAAACGUCAUCGGCGACUUGGCAAAGCCUGGGGCAAAAUGCGAACCUGGUUGAGGGAGGAGAAAUCACGAUUGGGCGAAGUUGUCACGAGACACGCAAAGAUGCAGGCGGUCGGCGUGCAUCAUCGAAGCGGCAAAUCCGAGAGUGCUUUGUCGAUGGGGAGUCGAACGGGUUCGUACGAUUUGACCGAGGCCCGAACGAGGCAAUUGGGCGAGGUAACACGCGUCGAAGAGUUCGGACUCUCGUCGGUUUCGGAGGAAGGCAAUGCCUCAGAUUCCGAAAGACCCGAAUGGUCGACGGACGAAUUACACGCUGACGACGAUGACGGAUGCGCCUUGGAAGUCGAUAAUAAUGAUGCUCGAGACGAGGAAGACAAAGAAAACCACAGGAAAAGAAACCAAUUGGCUCAUUCUCCGAAUGAUUAUCCGGACGGUGAUUUGGCUUCGGGAAGAUUGGGAAAGACUUUGCGAGCGGAUAAUGCGCACCGAGGGAUGCCAAUGAAAUUAACUCCGGUAUCGUUCAGUGUCGACAAAUUGUGCCCCGACGAGGUCAACGACGAUCCUACCAACGGGAUCCCCCUUCGACGGGAUAGUGAACACACAACCACAUCGACGACAACGACCGCCACGAGAGAUCAUGUUGGGAAAGGUGGUCUGAUUAAGAGGAGAAUGCUCGGGUCAAUCAGGGGGUUAAUGGCUUCCACUCAUCUCCUUCACCAGCAACAAAACGAGACUGAAGAGGGAGGUCCCGGCGGUUUCGAGGAAGUUCGAAGAUACGUCAAACAAGGUGGUGACUUUUGCAAGGAGCUCGCAGCUAUUUUACAUGAGAGAGCUGAACUUGAAGCAUCGUAUUCCAAGGGUCUCAGCAAGCUCAGUGGUAAACUGACAAAAGCCUGUGCGAAGGAUCAAGGUGGAAAUACUAGUGGAGGUGUGACCGAAGCAUGGAGAAGCAUUGGCGAAGAGAUGGAGGCCGCGGCAGAAGCACACCGAGUCUGGGGUGCGGCACUCGGCGAACAGCUCGCUAAGCCAUUGAGGGUGGGAGUAGCCGAGGCGCAAGGUCGCUCAAGGAAAGCGAUCGAGAGCUCGGUCGACAAGGCGUCGAAAUCGUUGCAGGAAUGGCGUGGUAUUGCUGCGAAGAGCAAGAAGCAGAGUUUUUCGUGUGCAAGAGAAAACGAGAGGCUGCAGGAUCUCGCGCGAAUACAAUCGAUAAGCCAGAGCCAACAGAACAACAACAAAAUAUCGAGCCAUCAGAUGACCGAGAAGGAAGUCAAUAAACUUGAAACUAGAAGACGAAAGGCUGAGGACUCGUCACGCCGAGCAGACACUGAAUUUUAUACGGUCAGCGUGAGAGCCGAAAGAGCGAGACUCGAGUAUGAAAGUACUGUGAGAAAAGGAGCCAAGCAGAUGGAGCUACUCGAAGAGGAGAGACUCAGCGCUCUCAAGGAUCUCGCUAACGUUUAUCUCGCACAUUUGCAGGCACUUGCACCGAGACUUCAGCAGAGCGCCGAUCGUUUAUCUUCGCCGGUACGUAGCUGCAAUGUUUCCCAAGAUGUUGAUAUCUUGAAAAACGUUAUUCGAAGAUUGGAGAGCAACGACGGUUCGAACGUCGAUCAGUUAUUGCCAGAUUUUUAUGCCGAGCAUGUAACCCUUGCUAUGAAUCGAGAACGCCGGAAGCAAUCUCUCGUCAGAGUAUUGCACCUGAUAAGGCAAGAUCUCGAGAGAGAAAGGCGCGGCAGAGAAGGCCUGGAGACGUUGCAUCGUGCUUUCAUCCAGACACCGGCAUUUGCCGCUGACGAGAGCACACAGAACGUGACGGAGAAAUUGCAUCACAUGAGAUCUAUGCUGACGUUUCUGGAAGCAGCAAGAUACAAAGUUGGUGGUACACUGGCCGAGAUCGAGGGUGGUAAGAGAGGAAAACAUCCGUUGGCUGAGCACAUACUGGUCUCGCGUGACAAGCAAGGGCUGCAGCAAAGUGUUCUCAAAGUCCCCUCUUGGGCGAAAAACGAAUCGUUCGAGUUUCCGGAGAGCCAGGACGAGCUGGAGCUACAUUUGACGAAGGAUCACGACGCCGAGAGACAAGACUGGGUUGACAGAACAGCCGGUGACGGAAACUCGGAAAAUCCACCGGACGAGGAAGAUUUCAGCGAUUUUGACGAAUUUAGUAGUCAGUCCGAGGACAACAAUAAUCAGGAGGUCGAAAUAGCUGAUAUGACGGACAAGACCGACAUAACCGAGCAGUGCAGAGCAAUAUAUCAAUACUCGGCUAAUUUAAACGAUGAGCUUAGCCUGACACCCGGUGAUCUCAUAACGAUACAUGAAAAACAAGCCGACGGUUGGUGGAUCGGCGAAUGUGCUGGAAGAACUGGUAUUUUUCCGGCCACUUAUGUUCAACUCAUACGCUAACGACGACUAAGAGGUUUAAAACAAGUAAUGGCCUUCGAAUAUGUCGUACAAAUUUCGUAACGUAUUACCCCCGCGUACUUACGAGGCGAGCAUUCAUUUACGUGACGUAUUAUCCAUGUACAUAUAGUUGCAAAUUUGCAAGUGCCAAUCCCUCAAAACGUCCAUUUAUCGAGGAGUCAAUAAUGGACUAACGCAAAAAUCAAUCCCCUCCAGUUGAUCUGCACCUCGAUUUUUCGUGUAGCUCCAAAUUUGUUUGGGGGAAAAAAGGGUUGAGCACUAUUUAUAGACCUCAGCGUUUUAGUUUUGAUUAAAUCGGACUUAACUCACACGUUGUACUGUACGAACUCUUCGAAUAUUGAGCAGUCCUAUGAGUUGCGCGGAGCUCAAAAUAUUUUGAUUUAUUAACUUGGCACGUAAUCGAAACAUCGAUGAAAGAUUUAUAGAUCGCAACACAUCCGACUUCGAUGUUAAAUAACAAAAAAAGUGCACGCGCGAUUUCGUUGCUGCGGAUUCUUUUUUUUUCUUUCUGAUGUUUCCCUACAAAGAUUCAUCGAAACGUUUAUCUGAAAAAGAAAACUUCGUAUUUUCAUAACUGUGUUUCUAGAAUUUUUGGUUAUACCGUACGAGAAACAGAAAAACUUGGCUCUUCAUUGAUAUUAUGGAGUCUAUCGUGAAUUUAUGUUAUCUUUAUCGAACGGAAUUGAUGAAGAAAUCAAAAGAACGUUGAAAUAAGCGGUACCAAAUGACGCAUUUGUAUAUAACAAUAAUUGAAUUGCGAUCUUGUUGAAUUGUACAUAGACAUAUCACCUGUACGAGAGAAUGUUUGAAUAUUUAAAUAAAAAAAUUAAAAUAAUGCAAGUUAAUAUUCUGUAAAUUAAUCGAAGCAAUAAAACAAAAGCGAAAUCUUUGUUAA
This is a messenger RNA of Venturia canescens, 6527 nucleotides long. It is a transcript of the gene Nost, whose product is annotated as Nostrin. The transcript is spliced from 8 exons. Lineage: Eukaryota; Metazoa; Arthropoda; Insecta; Hymenoptera; Ichneumonidae. Gene Ontology annotation, molecular function: protein binding. The record is from RefSeq and is a predicted model, not a curated record. Bases 1655 to 5614 code for a protein of 1319 amino acids. Gene Ontology annotation, cellular component: plasma membrane; cytoplasm.